AUGAUUUUAAGUCGGAAUUCAUCAUCGGUAUCUUCACAUGAAGAUGGUCCCACAGCUUUUGCCAAUGUCACAGCAUCGGCCAGCCAAAUCGCCACGAACGCCAAUGACACCGAUCAGCAGCAUCUGACCUACAACAGUCACUCUCAGCAAAUGGCGUCACAGCAGCAGCAGCAUCAUCAUCAUCUGAAUCAUCAGCACUUGACCCUAACGGCACGUCAGCAGCAACACCAACAACAACAACCCGAAUUAUGUGUUAAUCGUAAAGUGAUGCGAAAAUCAGCAAUGAAAACAAAUCGAAAACGCAGUGCAUCAAGUGAAAAUGUCAUGAACGAAAAAAUCGCACGCGAUGAAAAUGAAAAUAAUCACAUUGACAACAACGAUGAUGAUAUCGAUGAUGACGCGAACGAUGAUUUAGAUGAAGAUGCUGAGAUCGAUGAAGACAUCGAUAUGGAUGAGCUGGAUCAUGAGGACGACGAUGGCGACGAGGAUGAAGUUGAUCUCAUCCACGACGAUGAAGAUGAGGAGCUGACGCGACGUAUACCCAAAGUUGAGAAUAUUUCUCCAAUUCCAAAUACAACGACCCUUUUGAAGGAUAACAGCAGUAAACCGAUUUUAAAAUUUAGUGUUUCGGCAAUAUUGGGUGAUACGCGAGAGGGAGUGCGUGUACGAAAUGAAUUUAUGCAACCACAACAUAUCUGGCCUUAUUUACAACAAAAUUUCAUACAUCAUUCACAUUUUCCGCAUCCAGCAUUUCUAACGCAACAUCAGCACAAUCACAACAACAUCCAUAGCAUCCACAGCAGCAGCAACAACAACAAUGGCAUUGUCGCCGCCAAUAGUUGUCAACCGCAAACCACAUCAUCGUCAUCACCUGGCAGUACGAUUAGUGAUAGUGACAAUCAUUCCACCUGCACCGCAAACAGUAUCAGUACGAAUACCAGUAGUAAUAACAACAACAACAGCAGCAGCAGCAACACUUUAUGCUCCAACAACAAUGGCCCAAAUGACAAGGAUAACAGUCAACACCAGUCUCACGAUUCAACGGAGGAUAACAAUCGAAGACAUACAAUGCCUUUGGGAACGACGGCGGGUCAAGAAAAGCAAACAAUGCCUUUACACAAUCCAGGAGGUGGUGGACCCCCAUUACACAGCCAACAACAGCAACCGCAACAUCCGCAAGCCGUAAUUGCCAAACCCCUGCCUAGUCGACCAACACCAUUUCUGCCGCAUAGUCUUCAGCAUCCACACUUGCAUUCAUUGUUGGCUCACUGUAGGAAUCCCUAUAUGAGUGUUGGUGCUCAAGUAUUCCCUCUGCCUCCUGGACAAGGCUUUCCCUGGGCACAUUCAACACGUGGUAAACCACGUAGGGGUAUGAUGCGUCGUGCUGUAUUCUCUGAUUCACAGCGUAAAGGCUUAGAGAAACGUUUCCAGCAGCAAAAGUAUAUCAGCAAACCGGAUCGCAAGAAAUUGGCCGAACGUUUGGGUCUUAAAGAUUCUCAGGUUAAAAUAUGGUUUCAAAAUCGUCGCAUGAAAUGGCGCAACUCCAAAGAACGUGAACUUCUAGCCAGCGGUGGAUCUCGUGAUCAAACUUUACCCAACAAAAAUAAUCCCAACCCCGAUUUGUCCGAUGCCAAAUGUGAUCGCCCACUCACUCCCUCUCUCACCACUGCAAAUGUCUCCCGAACAUUCACACAAUAUGACGAAUUACAACAAAGAUCGGCAACAUCAACCCCCAAACCUGCCAAUUCACCAAAUUCAAUGCAAUCACCUCCACCACCACCGUCGUCGUCAUCCUCAGUAGUCUCACAAUCCGGUCAUCUAAAUAUGCAUAAUUUGCCACAACCCGUUACAAGUAUUGGACCAUUUGGUUCACAGUUACAUCAAUUGUCAUCACCACCACCUCUGCUGACAGUGGCCAAAUUGCCCACGCAACAACAACAUGAUCAGUCAUCAACAUCGACUUCAAAUGCCUCAUCGCCGCCCAGUAGUGCUGGCGGUCUGAUGCCCAUGACCAGUGCUGAGUUUCAGGCCAAAAUCAAUGCGGAGAUGCACAAACAUUUGGUGGCAGCCGAUUUGAAAAUGAAACUGGAAUCGACGCUGAAUGAGGCCAAACAACGACGCAUGAAUAUGUUGAGCAUUAGUUGUAGUGGUGGCGGUGGUCCAGGUCCUGAUGCCAUACAUCACAUGGCGCUGCAUCCGGGACAUCCAUUCUUUGCCAUGCAACAUCAUUUGCAACAACAACAGCAGCAGCAACAUCAACUUCAACAUUCGGCUGCUGUUGCUGGCGGUGGUCAUCUUAAUUCACAACCUCCAGCAUCAGCAACACAUUUAACAGCGGGUCAACAAUUUGCCAAUCACCAUCACCAACAACAACAACAACAGCACCAACAACAAUUUCAAAAUUCCGAAUUUAUGAAAAUGUACUAUGACGACUAUGAUGAAUCGAAUUCCGACAGUGAUGAGGAGAUCAGUGUAACGUGACCG
Musca vetustissima is the source of this 2484-nucleotide messenger RNA. RefSeq names its product homeobox protein 5 (gene Dbx). The transcript has 7 exons. Lineage: Eukaryota; Metazoa; Arthropoda; Insecta; Diptera; Muscidae. Gene Ontology annotation, biological process: regulation of transcription by RNA polymerase II. Gene Ontology annotation, molecular function: DNA binding; DNA-binding transcription factor activity, RNA polymerase II-specific. The coding region runs from base 1 to 2481 and encodes 826 amino acids. The record is from RefSeq and is a predicted model, not a curated record.